Molecule: messenger RNA, 1215 nt
Organism: Nematocida minor
Lineage: Eukaryota; Fungi; Microsporidia
Exons: 1
Coding region: 1-1215 (404 amino acids)
Source: RefSeq, a predicted model, not a curated record
AUGUGUAUGCGCGGUCAGAUGAAGUGGAAAACAAAACUAUCAGGUGUCUUUGUUUUGUGUAUAGCCAGGUCUUUUGCAAACAGUGUGUAUAGUCCAUUCGAAGAAGGCAAGAGCCUGUAUUCAGGAAAAAACAGCGCAGAGAGCACAUCAGUGAUCGAUAGAGAAGUAGAGAGAAGUCCAAGCAGCGUAAUAUUCUCUGGAGAUGCAAACAGUGUGCUAAAGUAUGCUAGUGAGUGCAGUCUGGAAAAAGAGAAGAAGAUAGUGAUCAAAAAACACAAAAAAGACGAUGAAAGCAGCGAAGAGCUUUUGCUGCAGUGCAACCCUCUCGUCUUUGGGCGGGAAGUAGCUGAUUCAGAGUACAGCGAAGAGGCAGAAAGCUCCAUGCAUCCUCCUCUGGGCGAGAACAAAGAUGGAACAUUCAGGUACUUAUUUGGCGAUGUGUGGGUGAAAAAUAAGCCGUAUAUAUACGACUCUGCAAAUAAACCGCCUCUGCAAACCAAGAUAGCUUCAGAUGUCCCAGCAGAAAAACCGUCUUUGGAGAAGUACCAUGCAAAUAUACUCAAAGGCACCAAAGACAUCUUUACAAUGCUGAAAAGACCAGAGGUCAUGAAUCUUUUUUAUUGCUUCCUGGUGGUUAUCAGCAUCAUCAGCACAUACCAGCUGGAAAAGCUGGAAAUAUCUCACGCGACAAAAGAUGCUGUAAAAAAGGGCAUAAACACGAUGCUCAGCCAGGUGAAGGAUAGCUUCUUUAGCAGCGAGUCUGACAGGAUACUCAACAGCCCGGAGAUAUCAGCCUAUCUCAAAAUGACAAAGAACAGCAUAGUGUCACAGCAAUUUCUAAUUGCGCCCGGGCUCAUAGACUUGAAAAAAGUGCAGGAGAUUGAAAAGACUCUCUUCCAAGAGAUAAAAAACCUUGGGUUCAGAGGAAGCGAGCUGCCGAUGUACAUAUACAGAUUUGCAGAGGCGUGCAUGCAGGAGAUGCGCAUACCUUUUGGCCACAAGUACGAAGAUCUCACAAGAAUAAUCAACCUCCAUGUGCUCGCGUACUCAUACGAGGCAAUGCUGUCGGUUCUUAAAGACCCAAAAACAAGAAACAUCGACAGCGAGCACUUGAACGAAGCAUUCAGAGUGUUUGGAAGCGAAAUCACAGAGAUAGUUCUGGCAGCCAGAAAGUAUUUCAGCGAGAGCAAAAUACUCGAAGCCAUAAAUAAGUAA